AUGAUUGACUUCCAACUGUCGCCAGAGCAGCUGGCACUCCGAAAUGCUGUCAGAGGCUGGGCAAAGGCUCACCUAACAGCAGCGCGCUCGGUAUACGAGGGGCAGAGCGCCUCGCCCGAGCAGUGGCGGGAACGCUUCCGCUCGACCCAACCGAUCUAUGCCGAAGCAGUCAAGGCCGGCCUUAUCAAGGCUCAGAUUCCGAAGGAGCUUGGUGGCGGAGGAGGUCCAUUGAUUGAGGCAGCCUUGGUGGUCGAGGAGUUUUAUGCAGUCGAAACCAGUGCUUCUCUAACCAUCCUUGGGACAGGCCUCGGCUUGACACCUUUGAUUAUGGCGGGAAGCCCGGCUCAACACGAGAAGUUCUUUAAACCUUUUCUCGAAGGGACAGGCACGCCGAUGGCCAGUUUAGUCUUUUCUGAACCAGAGGGAAGCGCCAACUUUGCCGAGGCUGGAGCACCUGGUUUCCAGACUGUUGCACGUGAUGAAGGGGAAGAAUAUGUUAUCAGCGGUGAAAAGAUCUGGGCAACAAACUGCUCCGGGUGGGAUGAUCGCGGUGCCGACGUUCAGUGCGUCUUAUGCCGUGUUGCUGGAUCUGCACCAGCCGAGGACGUCCGCGGCCAAACUGCCAUUAUUGUUGUUACAAGGCAAGACAUUGCCGCGAACGAUCCAAGCGCCUAUCAGGUAUUAUACCAUCCCCAAACCAUUGGGCACACGGCGGUCAACGGGCCGCACAUCCGAUUCAAGGACUUGCGCGUGCCAAAAUCAAACUUGCUCGCACCUCCAGGCAAGGGCGCCGAUGUGGUUGAAAUGACCUUCACAGCUUCGGCAGCUCUCGUGGGCGCCAUGGGGGUAGGCAUCAUGCGGCAGACCUUUGACCGUGCUUUGGCCUGGGCCAAAACCGAGAAGCGAGGCUCGACGGAGACGAUGAUCCAGAAGCAAAGCGUAGCGGAUUUGUUGAUCAAGAUCAAGACUCGAUGUGAGGCUACGAGAGCUCUAGUUUGGAAGGCCGCGCACUGCUUCGGGCGGACGCGAUAUGGAGCCGAGCUGUGCUACGAAGCCAAGAUUUUGGGUUCGGAAAGCGCUGUAGAGUCAGUCAUGGAUGCUAUUAAUCUGGUCGGGGUUUCUGCAUAUUCGACCAAGCAACCUUUCGGGGACCUGCUGAACGAUGCAGUGGUGUUGCCGAUUUUCGAUGGUGGUAACGUCGGCGUUCGGAGGAGACAGAUCGAGCGCAUCUUUGCCAGCGAGGGAUAUGAUCCGUGGGAGACAACAUUCGGCUCGGAUCAGUGA
Molecule: messenger RNA, 1284 nt
Organism: Cladophialophora immunda
Lineage: Eukaryota; Fungi; Ascomycota; Eurotiomycetes; Chaetothyriales; Herpotrichiellaceae
Exons: 2
Coding region: 1-1284 (427 amino acids)
Biological process (GO): butyrate catabolic process; fatty acid beta-oxidation using acyl-CoA dehydrogenase
Molecular function (GO): flavin adenine dinucleotide binding
Source: RefSeq, a predicted model, not a curated record